Messenger RNA from Gadus morhua (Atlantic cod), 2345 nucleotides. RefSeq names its product extracellular calcium-sensing receptor. The coding region runs from base 18 to 2345 and encodes 775 amino acids. The record is from RefSeq and is a predicted model, not a curated record. NCBI's taxonomy places the organism in Eukaryota, Metazoa, Chordata, Actinopteri, Gadiformes, Gadidae. Gene Ontology annotation, molecular function: G protein-coupled receptor activity. Gene Ontology annotation, biological process: G protein-coupled receptor signaling pathway. The transcript is spliced from 11 exons. Gene Ontology annotation, cellular component: plasma membrane.
UGAAGGCUGCCUAUGCCAUGGAGUUUGCAGUGGAAGAAAUCAACAGAAACCCCCUCAUUCUGCCUGGUGUGAAGCUCAACUACAGAAUCCUCGACUGCUGUGCAAGACACCCCUGGGUGCUGCAUGGAGCAUUCUCGCUGGUUGGGGGAGAGAUGGAGAGUUGGGGCCCAUCUGUACCGCUGAUCAUCGGUGGGGCUUCUUCUACCACAGCUAUAAUACUGUCUAGGACACUGGCCUCUCUCUCUGUUCCAGUAAUUAGCUACCUUGCUAGCUGUCCCUGUCUUAGUGACAGACAUCGGUUUCCUAACUUCUUCAGGACCAUUCCCAGUGACGUCUACCAGGCUAAGACCAUGGCCCGACUUGCAAUACUCUUCAACUGGACAUGGAUUGGAGCAGUCUUUGCAGACAAUGAUUACGGCCGACUGGCAAUUCAGACAUUUCAGGAGGAGAUUGAGGGAUCAGGGGUUUGUUUGGCUUUUUCAGAAGCUGUUAGCAGGGAGACUAUUGAGGAAGAUGCAAAACGUGCAGCUACCACUGUUCAGCAUUCCACUGCAAGAGUGAUACUGAUCUUUUGCUGGUUUACAGACGUGGGGGAGUUGUUUCUUGAACUGGCCAAGCGAAAUGUGACUGAUAGGCAGUUCCUUGCCAGUGAGGCUUGGAGUACUAGCAGCGAUCUUUUGCAAGAUGUUGCCAUUUUGAACGUGGCAAGUGGUGUGUUAGGUGUUGCUAUACGAAGUGCAAGGAUAGCAGGAUUUAAAAGUUUUCUCCAGCACUUAAAACCCUCUGAUCGUCCUGGUGACCUGCUUUUGAGAGAAUUCUGGGAAAAGGAGUUUGGAUGUAGACUUUCAAUGACACCAUUUCAUCCUCAGUCCAUGUCUGAGAGUUCAACUACAGCAACUCCCCUACCACAGUGCAGUGGGAGCGAAACUCUCGAAGGGGUAGAGAAUGUUUUUACUGACACUACCCAUUUAAGGGCCACGUAUAACGCAUACCUGGCUGUGUAUGCUGCAGCCCACGCUCUCCAUAAACAUCUCACGUGCCCGGAUGAGGACAGUCCUCCAAGAGACAACGGCUCCACUUGUAGCUCACCUUUUAACAUUAAGCGAAAAGAGUUGUUAGAGCACCUGAACAGGGUGAACUUCACUACUCCAAACGGGGAGGAAUUCUUCUUCCAAGGAGCCGACAUCCCAGCUGCUUAUGACCUGGUCAACUGGAAGACCUCCCCUGAUGGGUCACUGAAACUAGUUCUGAUUGGUCGAGUGGAUGGCCUGGAAUUACACCUGAACCAAACAUCUAUUCAGUGGACUACAGGCUCCAAUCAGGUGCCUAUUUCUGUAUGCAGUGAGAGCUGCCCCCCAGGAACCCGAAGAGCCAAUAGGAAAGGGGAGCCUGCCUGCUGCUUUGACUGUAUCCCCUGUACUGAUGGAGAGGUCAGCAAUGAGACUGGUUCCCAUCAGUGCAGGCGAUGUCCUGUUGAGUUCUGGUCCAACCCGGGGAACACGGCCUGUAUUCCACGCAAAGUGGACUUCCUGUCUUUUAAUGAGACAAUGGGAAUUAUCCUGACAGCUGCAGCGGUGUCCGGGGCUGCAGUAACGACAGCUGUGUUUGCGGUUUUCCUACACUUUCGAAACACUCCGGUGGUGCGUGCAAAUAACUCAGAGCUGAGCUUCCUGCUCCUCCUGUCACUCAAGCUCUGCUUCCUGUGUGCGCUGGUGUUCAUUGGUCGUCCCUCCGUGUGGUCCUGCCGCUUACAGCAGGCAGCUUUCGGGAUCAGCUUUGUCCUCUGCGUCUCCUGCCUUCAGGUGAAGACCAUAGUGGUCCUGGCCGCUUUCCGCUCAGCUCGGCCAGGAGCUGGAAGCCUGAUGAAGUGGUUUGGUCCGGGCCAGCAGAGAGGCAGUGUCUGUUUCUUCACCAGCAUACAGGUGAUCAUCUGUACCAUAUGGCUAUCCCUCAGCCCUCCUGUGCCUUAUCGUGACCUUGGUUUCCAGGGGUCAAAGGUUAACCUAGAGUGUGCCAUGAGUUCAGUGGUGGGCUUUAUAGUUGUCUUAGGCUACAUAGGCUUCCUAGCCUGCCUCUGUCUCCUCCUUGCUUUCCUGGCUAGGAAACUACCUGAUAACUUCAAUGAGGCCAAGUUCAUCACCUUCAGCAUGCUGAUCUUCUGUGCUGUCUGGGUGGCCUUUGUCCCAGCCUACAUCAGCUCUCCAGGGAAGUACUCAGUGGCUGUGGAGAUCUUUGCCAUCCUGGCUUCUAGUUAUGGCCUGCUGCUGUGCAUCUUUGUUCCAAAGUGCUUCAUCAUCCUUCUGAGGCCUGAAAGGAACACAAAGAAACAGCUGAUGGGCAGAUAG